AAAUAAAUCAACUGACAAGAUGUUGUGUACAUUUUGCCCAUCAUUACGACAACGCACCGUCAAUAGCAGAAAUCCUAAUAAGGCUCUCUUCUCUCCAUCUCUCCUAAUUGCAGCUUCCACAUCGUCACUAGCAUCAGUUGCCACAACUGCGUCGUCAGAUCCGGACGAUCUGGACGAUCCAACAUCACCGUCAACGGUCCGAAAGCGCUCCCGCCGUAUGAGUAACUUCCACAGACAUCGCCACAAAAAGAACUGCGACGACAAUUCUACCGGCGGCGGCACAAUGUCCUCCCCCAAUAGGAGCAAUUGUGUCAACUGUACCACUCGAACUCGUCUGGACGAGGACUGUCCUGUGCCGGAAGUAGCCACCAGUUGGCACGACGGAACUAGUGACCACCGCCGCGAGUCCCGCGUAAUCACUGCCACUGCCAGUAGUAGUCCCACUAGUAGCACUAUCAGUUCGAGUCCUAGUUGGAGCAACAACCACAAAAGUCAACGCAGCUGGAAUGUGAUGCUGGCCACGUGUCCUGCCCUGUUGCUGCUCCUGCUGGCGUCCCCCCUCAUCCGGCUCGGUGGAGUCGAAGCCGAGCCGGCGUCCCGGGUGCUGACGGCGGCCCAGAAGCAGGCCCAACUAAACCAACAGAACCAGCAGCAGCAGCGCCACCAGUGUGCCAUGUCGGAGCACACGUGCAACAACGGGCGCUGCGUCCCGCUGAACAAGUACUGCAACAAUGUAAACGACUGCGGGGACGGCAGCGACGAGCCGCGGUUCUGCACGAGAUGCAACCGAACCUACUACGGCAACAUUGGCUUGACGUACGACCUGGAGCUGCACCGGCCCAAAGAGGACCGAAUUCCGUACGUGUGCAUUCUGACGUUUACCGCGGCCGGCGGCAACAACGGGGAUAUUGUCCAGGUCACGCUGGAAAGCUUCACCCUGGGCAAGUUCGUGUCGUACACGGACAAUGGCUGCCCGGACGGGUACCUGCAGGUGGCGGAAGCGUCCCGCACCCCGGUCGGUGGUAUGUGGUGCGGCACCACGUGGGGACCGGCCAUCUUCUACAGCGAGACCCGGUCACUCGUCAUGACGGUCAAAUUGCUCAAACUCUCCCGGGACCAGAGCGGGUACAACUUUGACUUCCGGAUACAGUACAAAAUGCUGUCGCGGGACAGUGCCGUGGUGCGGUACGGUGGCAUACGGCACGACCCGGUCACGCCCUGGACCAACGUCACCUACAUUCCCAAUUAUCCGAUAAUUGACGAUUUCACCAACUCGACGGCCCACUCGGAGCAGCAGUACGGCACCGGUUACGACCCGGGCGGAGGAGGAGGAGGAGGACAGACCGGUGGCGGUAGUGGUCGACAGGUGGAGCUGAGCUUCAACAAUUCAACCGGACGUGCGAUGACCGGACUGACUGGGUUCGGCAAUGGCAGCACUGCACACGUCGGUGGUUCCGGUGGUCUUUUUGGCCAAACGCGGGACCGGCCGUAUUCAAUUAGGAACCUUACAUCGCUCGCAUUCCAGCCGGUUGGCUCGAGGGAGGAAAACUACACGGAGCCGAAGUACUAUCUGGGUGACCUGAUGCCGGGAACGUACUGCUCGAGGAUUUUCACCAACUGCGAUAAGAAGGCCUGCCGGUUGCAAUCACCCAACUUUCCAGGCGUCUACCCGAGAAAUCUGACCUGCUACUUUGCCGUGAGACAGCAUGACGUCCCAGCGGGCAAACAUGCCUUCAUCGUGAUUAGCCAGCCCAAGGGCAAUCUGGUGUGGAUCUCGACGGAGGCGUCCGCGGCCGGAAGUGGCCCCACGGGUUCCGGCGGAGGGGGUGGAGGCGCAGGUGGGGGAGGCGGCGGAGGUGGUGGCUCGAGCAGUUCCACCAACGACAAGGACAAGUACAAACCUCGGCUGCACACGUGGAACGAGUGCGACAGCGUGCAGGACAGUACAAAUCCCAAGUGGAAAUCCACGGACUACAUCACGGUCUACGACGGUUACACGACGCGCGAUCCCAUCAUGCUGAAGCUUUGCGGGGGCGGCGAGGCCAUCCCGCCGUCCAUCUCGAGCGGGCCGGAGCUGCUGGUCGAGUUCACCACGUCGCCGUUCGGAACGUUCAGCAGUCCGGAAACGAGCGCCCACUCGCUGCACGGCUUUCAGCUGGAGGUCUCGGUGAAGUUCGUCGACCUCCAGAGUCCCACGUACGCGAAAAGCAAACGCAUCUGCGAAUUCUGGCUGCGCGGUACCGGUCACGGGGUCCUGCAGAAUCCCCAGCACUCGUUAGCCCCGAACACCACCUGUCUCUAUCACUUGCAAGGUACGGAAGCACGCUCGCUGGACGCGAUCAACAUCCCGCGGAGAUCGGGCGCCUUCUCGACGUCACCGACGCGCUUCAAGGUGUGGAUCUCCGUCAUGAAGUUUGAGCUGGCAUCGCCCUUCGGGACCGUGGACGAUCAGCAGCUGCAGUUCCAAACCAAGGAAGACUGCAGCGGAAUGCUGCGCAUCUGGGAUGGUCCGCUGAGGGAGGUGCCCGUUUGCAAGGACAUUGAUUGCUUGACGGUAGACAAGGACGGCCACCAGCGGCCGAUGGUCCGCUUCGGCCAGAACAGUACCAACGUGAUCGCGCGGUUCUGCCGCGGGUCGGUUCCCCGCUCGUGUGACCACGGAAUGCUCAACAUGUCCAGCUCGCGCCCGUGUACCCUCUCGGAGAGCUUCGUGUCCAGCAGUGACUUUGUGACGCUGGAGCUCAAGACGACGGAAUCGACGGUGCUGCGGCCGCUCCAGUUCGCCCUCAAGUACGAGUUUGUGGACUUUUUGCAGGAUGGUGUUCCGUUCGCUGGUGAACACGAUUGCAACCGGCGGUUUUCCAGCAGCCAGAUCGAGAAGAAGGGAGUGCAUCCGGUGCGCAGCGUGCGGAACAUCUUUCUGUUUGGCCGGGGUGGGGCAAAGCAUUUGCAUUGUAUCUACCGCUUUGAGGCGCAACGCGGCGAGCGCAUUCGGCUGGAGGUGACCCGCGCCAUGACGGGCAACCGAACGUGCGAUUCGCGCGUGGAUCCCGACACGGGACGAUCGUACUGCUUCGGCGAUCCGAGCGCCAAGAUCGAAAUCUUCGAGCGGCCGUGGCACGAAUCGAUCGUGUUUCCGCGGGGUUGCAUCUGCAACUCGACCAAUCGGUCCUUCCUGCCGAUCGUGUUCAGCUCGACGGGGCGCGAGGUGGAGAUUCACUUCUCCGCCGGGAACAUGACCGCGCUAGACGAUCCGGACACGCUAAACUUUGAAGCGACCUUCGAGUUCAUCAAGGCGCCGGUCAUCUGUAAGGACGUGCGGCGGAAGAACGCCGUCACGGGGAUCGUCAAGCUGUCCGCUGGGGAGAUGGAGUGCCGCAACCGACCCUGGCUGAUCGAGCCCUCGCACGAGAAGUACCUCUACGUUCGGCUGCGAGGUCUGCUGCUGCGCAAGAACAAUCCCACCGUUCCGCUGGAGUACAACACCAGCCUCAGCACCGUAACGCCGAUCCGGUGCCCAACGAAGGCCCGCGUGGUCAUCACAAACAGCGAGGGCGUCUCCGUAACGGCGUGUCCCCUGCCGGACGACACCUCCCACCGACACGUGGUGGAAGUCUUCAGCGCCGGCUGGACUCGCAAGCAUCCCCACUUUGGAAUUGAACCCUCGAAAGUGAUUUCCGUUGAGUUCCUACAGCCGGACAACGGCGCGUACUCGUUCAGCUGGCUCGAGCUGACCAAGCGACCGGCAAAGUCAUUCGCCCUAACCGUCGCCGAAGAGUGUCCGUUCCAGUGUCCGGACCUGAACGCGUGCGUCAACGAGUCCAUCUGGUGCGACGGGAUCGCGCAGUGUCCGUCCGGCGAGGACGAAUCGUUUACGCACUGUUCGGCGCUGCUGCAGCUGCCGGCCGAGAUACUGGCCGGCUUCAGCGUGCUGCUGCUGCUGCUGUGCUGCGGACUGACCGCAUACCUGUACCGCAAAAUCCGCCGCAACUGCCGCCGGACGUCGGUGCUCCAGACGCGGCUCAAGUCGCUCAGCUCGAUGGACACGGCCGUGUUCGACGAGAAGGAGGUGAUUUGCUGACAAAGCGACAAUUCUGUACGGUACGUGGAGAUUGACCGCGUCACCACGGUCUGACCACGCACCGUACAGAAUUGUCCCCCCGCCGAGUACUCUCCAAGCUCCUGCCGGAUCCUGCUCCGCCGACACUUCCCGCCAAUUUGCGCUCUCCGUUUGGGUACGUUUUAAACUCUUAGUAAGAAGGGAAGAAGGUGUUUGUGGACGGUAGGAGAGAUAGGAUCAACUAAUCAAAAAACCAAAAGACAGACUCAAACUAAUAGUAAAAAAAACACACACACACACUUGUUGUAUUGCAGCAAUUCAGGAGCAGAAGCAGAUGAGAAUAGGGCUAUCGUUAGGUCGAAUUACUUAGGAAAGACACAAAUACUUACACAAAGAGAUUUCAGAACAAGAGUUGUUAAGCGCGCGCUGAUGAUGCGAAAGGAAGAGACUAAACUGUCAUUUUUGUACUACGUUUUAGUAAUACUUUAAUAACAAAUCAAGGCUCCCGAAGACAGAUUUGUAAUCUUACUGAAUUAAACUGAACAAAAGGCAAAUCAAACUUAGCGAACGUUUUAAGAAAUUUAGCUGAAACAUUCGAGUGUGGCAGAACCAAACUGUUCUUUCCCUGCCCACGGAUUUUGGUGAGCAGUCUUAAGAAAAUACACGCUUUAAAAUACUUAACCUUGAUUCACAGCAGCGAAAGCUUCUUCUUUGCUCCUCUCUCAAGUUCGAAAUAUCUGUAAAAUGAAUCGCUAAUUCAAGUGAAUGUCAUGAUUGUCAAUACGAUGCAACCGCAGUCAAAGCACACGAAAUUGAAACGAACGAAACCGAGCUCGGCACUCAAGCAGCCGCCCGUCACCAAGACACAUGCUAUCUCUUUUUUAUCUCUCUCACCUUCUCUUUUUCUUGCUCGUGUGGUGAUGCGUGUUGACAGCUAACAUUUGAAUGCAAUCCUGGGGAUGUGAGAUUGCCGCAAGGUCUUUGAUGACAUCGUCAGUUCGACAUCUGAUGUUGAAUGCUUUUUAUUUUAAUACAUUCGAACAAUGUUUGUAAACAAAACUGAACACUUGAAAGGCCGGCACAUCACGCUUUUUUUGAGCUUGAAAUGGUCUUUGAUUAUUUUCAACCAAUCAUAAUAAAUUUUUUUAAAACAGGUCCAGAUUUGAAUCGAGUUUUUUGGUUGGAUCCGAAUUUUGGAAUUUUCCUGAUUUAAUACACAUUCCGUUUGGGGUAAAUAAAAGUUUGCAAGCAACUUUCUGUUGUUGAUACAUCUGAAAAUGUUGUUUGAAUAGCGGUAAGCUGUGUAACAAAAAUGAAUACAUUUCCUCAUAUGCACAUAUGCAAUGCACUUUUUGUUCAGCUCCAACAGCUUUAAAAGUCAUUAAAUUUGAAUUAUGUUUCAACAUAGGAGUAAUUUUUCCAUUAAAAUUACUGAACGCAAAUAACGUCAUGAUUCGAAUUCCCGGACACCUCAUCUUGUUUUAUCAAUAAUUUGGAUAUAAGUUCGCAUUAUGAAUGUAAAAACUGUGUAAUUUGAUGAAUUCUACAUCGAUUUUCAUUUAAAGUUUGUUUGAACGCUGCAGUGAGUGCCAAACAAUAAAAUUAAAAUAUAAGUUUACCAAAAAACUUGAAAUAUUUCACUGAAAUAUUUCAUAGGCGUCCGAAGCACCGGGAAGGCAAAGCAGAAGUUUGUUUUGAUUUCCUUAAAUUCUAGCAUAUUUUUAUAUACAAUAUCGAUUGUUUUGAUGCGAACAGUUUUUUUUGAGACCUAAAGUAUGCCAUUCACUAUGAUUUCAGUCCAAAUUUGUGCGAUUCAUAAGCAAAACCUAGUGUCCGGAUUUCGAAUCAGCUUUUAUCAGUGUCCGGGAUUCGAAGCACAACAAGUCAUUUUAAUUUUAAAAUUCUGAUGAAAAAAUGUUAGAAAAGACAUAUUUAGCAUGAAUUCUCUUAAAACAGACAGUUUAUACUACAUCCUGAUGAUAUUUCUACAUUUCCAACUUAUUGCAUGAUUUUUUGCCAGCUACAUUACAAAUUAUAUGCUACUAAGUGUCCGGAUUUCGAAUCAUGACGUUAGUACUUUUUUCAAUUCCGCCGUAUAACUACUUACUUUUCCAGCCGACGAAAAAGCCUACUUUGCUGUAAUUUCCGGUACCAAAAAUAACAGAAUCGAACAGUAACACUUGUCAAAAUAAAUGCUGAAAAGUUCGACUUUUCAGCACUUGUUUCUUAAAUUAAUACUCUUCAAAAAAAAUAUUUAAACGGUUAAUUGACAAAGUAAAUGAACUUCUGCCUUAUGAUUCCACUCAAAGGGUGUUUUCAGAGUUGCAAAAUAGUAGUUGCAACAAGUUGCAAAAAGAAGAUUUCGAGAAUUGUUUUUGAAAAGGUCCUAUAAGCUAUUAUGUUUUAUAUGUUUAUAGGACCUAUUAAAAAAAAAUCUAACUUUUUUCAGCACGAUUCGAACAAACAAAGUUCACCGAGUUGGAUAAAUACGGCGAGUGCUGAUAAAGUCAAUUUUUGCAACGAGUUCCAUACAACAUUUUUUGCAAUUCCGAAAAACACCCUUUGAAUGGAAAUAUAAGUCAAAUGUUCAUGUUUUGUCAAAUAACCGUUAAAUUUUAAAAAAUGUUGAAAAUUAUUACUUUUCGAAACAAGUGCUGAAAAGUUCAACUUUUCAGCAUUUAUUUUUAAAGUGUUACCAUUCGAUUCUGUUAUUUUUGGUACACGCAGAAAAAUGUUCUGUAGAAUUUGCCUGUACGAGGUUUGAAUCAACAAUUUUUUUGUUGAAUAUAAUCAACAAAAAGAAUGCGUUGAAACAAACCUUGAUUUUCUCAAUUCUAACAAAAUCUUUUGUUGUGUACAGAAAAGUAAGCGAUUUCGUCGUUCAAGAAUGACAGAAAAAGCAAGUAGUUUCCCGACGGAAUUGCAAAAAAUAUACUUUGCAAUUCCCAUGUGAAACUGUCAAUUUUUCCUGUCCCUCUGGGGAAACGAAACGGCCUACUUUUCCCUACCAAAAAUAAUAGAAUAGUAAAAUGCUGAAAAAAAUCUGAUUUUUGCAACUUGUUACAUAACCUAGGGGAACAGCAUCUAAUUCCAGCGUGCCUCUAAUGUUGGCAGGUCAGAACUUUGACAUUCAAUUAAAGCUAAUUAAAAGCGUUUUCAACUGAAAUCGGGUGAUAAAUAGCUGAAUAAGAAGUGAGCAAGAAAGUUUCAAUCAUAAGUUUUGCAAAAUUAGUUGUUUAAAUAGUGAAAAUCAGCAAAUUGGAUGGAGUUAGGAGCGAGAGCUUAACCUGCCAAAGAUACGAGAUAUUACCCUACUAGUAUGGAACUUAUUUUCAGCACUCGAAACUUGAAAUAAAAUACGCAACAGCUUAUUUGAUUAACAAACACAAAUUAUUGAAAUAAUUAUUUAUCAGAAUUCAAGUUAUUGAACACGUUCCUAACAAAUCAUUAUUUACAAUCAACAACUCAUUGCUUCAAAACGUGUUUUUAAUAUAUUAAGAAUGAGCAAAUUUUACUCAAUAAAAGCAUUUGUAUUUGUUUUAAAGCUGUCUAAUUUCUUAAGAACUGCUCAAACAAAAUCCUAACAGAUGAUAACUGAUACUGUUUUCUGGAACAAUUUUAUGAUAGAAAAAAAAAACUUUAGGAACCAAACAAAUUUCUGAAAGUUACGCAAGCGAAAGAGCUUUUAAGUCUACCAUCAAACUGUGUGGCAAGCGAAAGCAAAGUGCGUGAGUGCGUGCGCAAGAGAAAGGCAAACUACUGUAAAAAAGCAUAAAACCGUAAAGAACGAGUAAAGUAAAGCUACUUGAAAUAAAUUAAAUGUAAAACUUUAAUAAAGUAACAGAGUUGAUUGAACCGAAAAAAAUACAUUUUUAGAAAAUAAAUUAAAGAAAGUAUUUAUAAAGUAUAUCCCUUAAACAAAACGAAACAAAACUGCAAAAAAGCAAGCAAAACAAUUAGCGAAUUUUAAUCAUUCUGAAGAAAACAAAAACAACUAUUAUAAACAAAAGACAGAUUUAAAUUUAAAAAAACGUGAAAAUUAAACGGAGCAAGCAAGCUUAGGAUGUUCAGGAUUGUUGAAUUGUUACUUAUAUCGGUUUUAUAUAAACGGACCAAUAUUUAGAGAGCGAUAAAAGGAAGGUACGCAAGCUGGAACUGUUCAGUGUAAACCGAGGAAAGCCAAAUCGGAGUGUAAAGCGAGUCGAAACCGGAUGUUUGAAAAUUCCAAAGUUAUUAGACACGAUAGUUGAAACCUUCUUCCGCCGGGCAGUGAAAAACAAGCAUACGUUUGAGUGGGAUUUUUAGUUGUACGUAGCUUUAACAGAAGAAUCAAUUCGUCGACGUUCUUUAAUCUCACCGAUUUACAUUCACCACGUGGAGUUCUUUAGGCAAGCAACAACAACAACAACAACAAACCAUGAUAACAUGUGAGAGCAAAAACAAAACUGCCAUCUGUUACGCACCACACUUACAAAAUUGUUAACAAAUUAAGCAACACAAACUUAACAACAGAACACAAAGGUACAUAAAGCAAUCAACACUUUGCGGGUGGAAAGGGGAUGGUGUUGCAGGGAUGGAAUUCCUGAGAUUCUGUUCAUGUUACAGCAGUUUUAUAAAUUGAAAUUUUAUUUAACAAAAAUCCUUUUCUAAUAAGUGUAGAUUUAGAAUUUGGUGUAGAACUGUCUUGAUAGGAUUGGAGAUCUUCAAUGUUUGUGGCAAUUGUUAAAAUUAUAGGCAACUCAUUUAAUUGAAAAGUUGAUUUAGAAAUUUCAUAAAACAUGGGUUUCAACCUAACUUCAACUAUUUCAGCGUUAACUUUUCAGCGAAUUCCCGAUGUCAAUUGUUUAGCUAUGCUUGAUAUAUUUUAACUCGGGUGCAGAAUAAAAUAAUUUUAAAACAUUGGUUUGGCCGUUGCAAAUAUUCUCCCUUCAAAGUCUGCUCGAAAAUCAGUGGGCAAAACUUUUUUUUUCGA
Culex pipiens pallens (northern house mosquito) is the source of this 9032-nucleotide messenger RNA. RefSeq lists its product as uncharacterized. Lineage: Eukaryota; Metazoa; Arthropoda; Insecta; Diptera; Culicidae. The record is from RefSeq and is a predicted model, not a curated record. Bases 20 to 4081 code for a protein of 1353 amino acids. The transcript is spliced from 15 exons. Gene Ontology annotation, cellular component: plasma membrane. Gene Ontology annotation, molecular function: protein binding.